Molecule: messenger RNA, 2015 nt
Organism: Hyposmocoma kahamanoa
Lineage: Eukaryota; Metazoa; Arthropoda; Insecta; Lepidoptera; Cosmopterigidae
Gene: CPR12
Product: pupal cuticle protein 36-like
Exons: 2
Coding region: 1-1938 (645 amino acids)
Source: RefSeq, a predicted model, not a curated record
AUGCUCAAGAUCUUUAUUUCUUUCCAGCUUAUAAUCUUAUCAGUAUUAGCAUGCAGCUAUGCAGCGAAGUUGGACAGAACAUACCUUCCACCUGCUAACGCAGCAACUGCUGGCGGCGGCCCUGGAUCCCUGACAGCUCCUGCUGGACCUUCUGGACCUUCCAGUGCUGGAUCUAGACAGACAGGCAGUGGUGGAUUUGGCCAAUCCUCUGGUGGAUUCAACCAACCAUCAGCUCUGCCAGGUGCAUCGGGUACAAGUGGUUUUGGACAAAGCAACCCACAAGGCCAGUCUACCUUCAGUCAAUCUUCAGGACCAUCAGGAUUUGGACAGUCCGGCCAGUCAGGAUCUACUGGCCCAUCUGGUCAAAGAUUUGGUCAGACUCAAGGAUUUGGACAGGCAGGCCAAUCAGGAUCGACUGGCCCAUCUGGACAAACAUUCAGUCAGACUCAAGGAUUUGAACAAGCACCGUCGGGUUUCGGUCAACCCCAGGGUGGAUUUUCAGGCACAGCUGGCUCUCAACCUCAGCGGGCUCAAGCUGAUGCUGAUAGAAAUGCUGAAAUCUUGAGAUACGAUAACCAAAACGACGGUGAAACUUUUUCGUACAGCUUCGAAACAUCGAAUGGAAUUUCUGCUGAAGAAUCUGGUGUUGCAACUAAUGGUGUCCAGGCUCAAGGUGGUUAUUCGUACGUUGGUGACGACGGUCAGACCUACAGAAUCACAUACACUGCCGAUGAGAAUGGUUUCGUACCCCAGGGAGACCACUUGCCUACUCCUCAUCCCAUUCCUGAAGAAAUUCUGCGGUCCAUCGAACAGAACGCUCGAGCUGCUGCUGCUGGUACACAAGAGGGAGCUUACAAUCCCGAAGAAGAUAACCAGUCGCCGCAAGCUUACAAUGCUGGUUCACUUAAUUACCAGGGUCAAGGUCAAGCUCAAGGUGCAUAUAAUCAGCCUCAAAUUAGUCAAGGAAACCAAGGUGGAUUCAAUCGACCUCAAGGCGGUCAGAGCAGUCAAGGCGGUUCUUAUCAAGGACAAACUACUCAGCAGUCUGGUGGUGCCACUGGUUUCACUCCUUCUAGCUCUAAACCUGGUACUCAAGGACCUGGAUUCAAUCAGGGAUCUUCCGGACAGUUCAACCAACAAGGAAAUUUUGCCCCGUCUGGACAACAAAGUUUCCCUGGUCGUUCUCAAGCAGGAGGUCGUGGCUCCCAAUUUCAGGGUGGUGAUUCUGGUUACCAAUAUAAUCGUCCUCAGACCACUCAGCAGACCCAAGGCUCUAGUGGUCAGUAUCGCCCACAAUUUAACCAAGCUUCUCAGUCUGGAUCUCAGGGACCUUUCAACAGGCCUUCUAGUUCUGGAUCUUUUACACCUUCAGACUCUGCUCAGGGAUCUCGUCCUCAGGCCUCUAAUAGACCUCAAUCAGGCACACAGGGAUCGUCUGGACCUUCUUUCAGACCUUCUGGAUCCAACCAAGGACUUUUCAGUCCUUCUGGUUCCAGCCAGGGAAAUGUAGGCCCUUCUAGCUCCACCCAGGGAUCGUUCAGAACUCCUGGUUCUAGUCAAGGGUCACUCAGCCCUUCUGGAUCCAACCAAGGAUCGUUCAGUCCUUCUGCUUCAAGCCAGAAUACAUUCAGGCCUUCCACCCAAUCUGGAUCUUCUAUGUCUGGUCAGGGCUACCAAUACAAUCGCCCAGGGUCUCAAGAUUCCGGCGCUCCCUCUUUUAACACUUCUGCUGGAUCUCGUGCCCAAGGUGGAUUGAACGGUCAGGGAAACCCUGGUUCCCAAAACCGUUUACCCGGCCAAGGUCAGAUUGGUUCCCGUCCAGGAAACCAAGCUAGUGCUCAGGGUGGUUUUCCAGGAGCACAAGGAGCUCAAGGCCCUGCCUUCGGAGGUCCUCGCCAGCCACCUAGCUUCAGCGAAGAAGAAGGCUACAAAUACUAAACCAAAGCUUUUAUUAUUUAAUUUUAAACCGGCAUUAUAAAAUAAAAAAAAAAUAGGAAAUAAUUUUGUACAAAUUG